Messenger RNA from Sander lucioperca (pikeperch), 1777 nucleotides. It is a transcript of the gene myoc, whose product is annotated as myocilin. The transcript is spliced from 5 exons. The coding region runs from base 279 to 1724 and encodes 481 amino acids. NCBI's taxonomy places the organism in Eukaryota, Metazoa, Chordata, Actinopteri, Perciformes, Percidae. The record is from RefSeq and is a predicted model, not a curated record. Gene Ontology annotation, biological process: osteoblast differentiation; signal transduction. Gene Ontology annotation, cellular component: Golgi apparatus.
GAGAGCUCAGUGUUAGCGACCUGUCCACUGAGGAGAGACAGAGAACAAGAAGAGGGGCGGACAGAAGAAAAAGAAGAAGAGCUACCUGAGAAAAGAGCGAGACGAAAUAAGAAAGAAAGUCAUCACCAGGAAUCUGGAAAUGAGUAAAUGAUUAAAGGAGAUUUCCAGUUGAGAGUUGGCAAAUAAAAGAAAACUGGACAGAAGGAAGAAAGUGAUUCUUCAGAGAGAGAAUUUAAAGUAACCUUCUGAUCUGUCUGUGUGGAAGGACCGUCUGCAGUAUGUUCCUCCUUCUCUCCUUGUGUAUGUGUGGUCUUCUGCUGCGAGGUGACGCACAGGACCGAGCUGCUCUGUGGAGGGGGAACGACCGGAGUGGACGAUGCCAGUACACCUUCAGUGUACCCAGCCCUGUCGAGGCCAGCUGCCCACAGAUGGGAGGCCCCGAGGUGGAGAACCUAAAGGCUAGACUCAGCCUCCUGGAGGUGCUGGUGGCCCGGCUCACUGGAGGGGACACUGGGGGUCCCCAAGGGACCGGGGCCGAAGCCAGAGCUCAGUCUGGGCUUCAAGAGGCGCUGAACCGGGCCACGGGGGAGAGGAGCCUGCUGCAGGGUGAGAAAGAGCGUCUAGAGCAAGAGUUGGAGGGGCUUCAGCGCAGGAUGGAGGAGAUGAGGAGGGAGACGGAGAGGCUGAGGAACAAACCCUGUCUGCCACAGACCCCCAUCGUGCCACCAAGCCCCCCUGUGCAGGUCAGUGGCCUGACGGGACCUGCUGGGGGUUCUAAACCGAUGUCUCACCUGAUGACCAGGCCCAACAGGCAGGGAGACAGCAGCAGUCUGAGAGACUCAGAGUGGCAGUUUGGACCUGCAGGCUUCCAGGAGCUGAAGGCAGAGGUGACAGAGGUACCCGCUCCAGAUGGAUCUGAGGACAACACAGGUUGUGGGGAGUUGGUUUCAGUUGGUGAGCCGGUCACUCACAGGAAGGCUGAGAGCAUAGCAGGUAAAUAUGGGGUUUGGAUGCAGGACCCUGAGGCCGUCUCCCCUUAUGGGCCCAACAUGGUCUGGCGCAUCGACACCAUAGGCUCUGACGUCAGGCAGCUGUUUGGGUACGACGACAUGGAACAACUCUCUAAAGGUUUUCCAUCCAAGGUCCUGCUGUUGCCAGAGCUGGUGGAGAGCACUGGCGCCACUCUGUACCGAGGCUCUCUGUAUUACCAGAGACGUCGGAGCCGCUCCCUCAUCCGCUUCGACCUGGCCUCUGAGAGCAUCGCAGCCCGUCGGGACCUCCCCCACGCCGGCUUCCACGGCCAGUUCCCCUACUCCUGGGGCGGCUACACGGACAUCGACGUGUCUGUGGAUGAGCAGGGGCUGUGGGCCGUCUACUCCACCAGCAAGGCCAAAGGAGCCAUUGUGAUCUCGCAGCUGGACCCAAACAGUCUGGAGGUGAAGAGGAGCUGGGAGACCAACAUCAGGAAGAACUCUGUGGCCAACUCCUUCAUCAUCUGCGGCAAGCUGUACACCGUGGCCAGCUACACGGCACCCGACACCAUCAUCAACUACAUGUAUGACACUAAAACCAGCCAGGGGAAGUCCAUAGCCAUCCCCUUUAGGAACAAGUACCGCUACAACAGCAUGAUCGACUAUAACGUGGCUCAGAGGAAGCUGUUUGCCUGGGACAACUACCACAUGGUGUCCUAUGACCUAAGGCUGGCUCGCCAGCAGGCCAUCUAAAGUCGCCCAUGAGUGACUGGUGAAAAGUGACAUUUGCUCACCUGUUCCUGCUU